UUCUUUUAGACUCCCGCGGGCACACGUGCGGCCCUGCGAGUAAUUUUUGGUUUUACCGCUGCCUUGUGCCAGGCCGCGUUACCAUGAGCUUGCCCCUGAACCCCAAGCCCUUCCUGAACGGGCUGACGGGGAAGCCGGUGAUGGUGAAGCUGAAGUGGGGGAUGGAGUACAAGGGCUACCUGGUGUCUGUCGACGGCUACAUGAACAUGCAGCUUGCAAACACAGAAGAAUACAUAGAUGGUGCAUUGUCAGGACACCUUGGUGAAGUUUUGAUAAGAUGUAACAACGUCCUGUACAUCAGAGGAGUAGAAGAAGAAGAAGAAGAUGGAGAAAUGAGAGAAUAAGCACACCUCCUCCCGUCUAAUCUCUGGAGGCUGUGAGCGAAAUACCAGUUUUCUUCCCAUCUGAAAUGUUGGAAAAGGAAAAUGUUGAACACAAACGUAUA
Messenger RNA from Terrapene triunguis (Three-toed box turtle), 445 nucleotides. It is a transcript of the gene SNRPF, whose product is annotated as small nuclear ribonucleoprotein polypeptide F. Lineage: Eukaryota; Metazoa; Chordata; Testudines; Emydidae. Gene Ontology annotation, molecular function: RNA binding. The transcript has 5 exons. The coding region runs from base 84 to 344 and encodes 86 amino acids. Gene Ontology annotation, biological process: mRNA splicing, via spliceosome; spliceosomal snRNP assembly. Gene Ontology annotation, cellular component: U1 snRNP; catalytic step 2 spliceosome. The record is from RefSeq and is a predicted model, not a curated record.